AUGCCAAGUUCUACAUCAUCAAAUAUUACUACAGCUAAACGAAUACGUCGAUCAAAUAAACAACAUCGUCGUCGACAUGAAUUAUCACAUGUGAUACGCUAUCCAACAUUUACUAAUGUGUUUUAUUAUGCAAAAUAUUUCUUUUUUAAAACAGCACUUGGUCGUCUCAUGUUAAUAUUUACAUUGAUUGCAGGAUUUAAUCUCUAUUUUUUCUCUGAAGUUUAUUGGCCAAAAAUUUUAACAUGGUUACAAAAUUCUACAUCAAAAUCAAUUGAUACAUCUUUCGAAUCGUCUACUGAAAAUGAUUUCUAA
Messenger RNA from Rotaria sp. Silwood2, 312 nucleotides. The record is from the annotation of a GenBank genome assembly. Lineage: Eukaryota; Metazoa; Rotifera; Eurotatoria; Philodinida; Philodinidae.